UUUGAUGAGCCCAUUUAUAAGGCUAAAUAACACGUGUGAGCACGUGUCACUCUUCAGCUUCACAUGAUUUUGUAUUGGGCCUGCAAUAAGCCCAAACUACGUAAGCCGGUCAAAAACAAACGACGAAGACAAAAGCUCCGCCGCAGAAUCUCAGAUCGGAUAUUUAGACGGAGAGAGAUGCAGAGGGACGUGUCGAGCUGCAACACUUACAACUAUGGAGACGCUCUCUAUUGGGACGCUCGUUACGUGCAAGACGCGCUUUCUUUUGACUGGUACCAACGUUACUCCUCUCUCCGCCCUUUUGUCCGCAGCUUCGUCUCUACUUCUUCACGAGUCCUCAUGGUUGGCUGUGGCAACUCCCUGAUGUCAGAGGAUAUGGUGAAUGAUGGGUAUGAGGACAUCAUGAAUGUUGAUAUCUCUUCAGUGGCUAUUGAGAUGAUGCAAACCAAAUAUGCAUCUGUUCCUCAGCUCAAAUAUAUGCAAAUGGAUGUUAGAGAUAUGAGUUACUUUGCGGACGAUUCCUUUGACACUGUUAUUGAUAAAGGAACCCUUGAUUCAUUGAUGUGUGGCAGUGAUGCUCUUCUAAGUGCUCCGAGAAUGUUGGGUGAAGUUAGCAGGCUGAUUAAACCUGGAGGGACCUACUUUUUGAUAACCUACGGUGAUCCCAAAGUGAGAAUGCCUCAUUUGACUCGUUCUGCGUACAACUGGAAGAUCUCCUUGUACAUUAUACCAAGACCAGGAUUUAAAAGGCCAGAAAGUUGCAGCUCGUCAGCAAAGUCGUGUAUGGAAGCUAUACCUAUAACAAGUGAGGGAAUGUUGCCACAUGAUUAUGUUCUGGAGGAUCCUGAUUCCCAUUUUAUUUACAUAUGCAAGAAGAAGGAUGAAGAAGAAGCUCAACUACCCUCAUACCCAUUAAUGGCGGAUGUUUUGUAGUGGUGAUGUCAGUGGAUGGCAUAGAGGCUAAAACAAUGCAAAAUUGUGCAUGUGUGUUUUUGUCUUCUUGAUCCCCAUGUAGAUCAGCCGAUCUAUUGUUGUUUUUUGUAUGUGUCUUGUGAUCUUAUCCCAAUUGAUAGGUCCGAGUCGGAAUUGCUCUAUAAACUCAUAAUAUCUUUUAUACGAAUAAACAUCUUACUUUAUAUU
Molecule: messenger RNA, 1140 nt
Organism: Arabidopsis lyrata subsp. lyrata
Lineage: Eukaryota; Viridiplantae; Streptophyta; Magnoliopsida; Brassicales; Brassicaceae
Product: methyltransferase-like protein 13
Exons: 8
Coding region: 64-933 (289 amino acids)
Molecular function (GO): S-adenosylmethionine-dependent methyltransferase activity
Source: RefSeq, a predicted model, not a curated record